Messenger RNA from Limulus polyphemus (Atlantic horseshoe crab), 1427 nucleotides. Its product is annotated as epoxide hydrolase 4-like. Bases 82 to 1101 code for a protein of 339 amino acids. The transcript is spliced from 6 exons. Lineage: Eukaryota; Metazoa; Arthropoda; Merostomata; Xiphosura; Limulidae. The record is from RefSeq and is a predicted model, not a curated record. Gene Ontology annotation, molecular function: hydrolase activity.
CGUAUAUUCUACUUCGGUUGUGAAAAGUUUGGAUAUAGAUUAAUAAGAAAUUAUACCUCUGGAAUUUAUAUUUACAGAAAAAUGAUUAUUCAUACUUUAGUUAGAUGGAUAUUUGCAGUUUUUUAUGGACUUAUCGUCUCGAUCGUGACUAUUUUCAGCAUUAUUCGCCAUGGUAAUUCUUAUUUUAAGCGUAAAAUACGUGACACUACACCAGAAAUUUUGCAGGAUAUUUCGCUGGGAAAACACGCCUGUAUCAAGUUGAAGAACCUAAAAAUUCAUUAUGUGACAACGGGAGAUAUAAAAAAUCCCCUGAUGUUGUUGCUUCAUGGAUUUCCAGAGUUUUGGUUUUCUUGGCGUUAUCAACUGAAAGAAUUCUCUAAGGACUACUGGCUUGUGGCUAUUGACCUGCCUGGUUAUGGAAAUUCUGAGAAACCCAAAGGGAUUCAAGCAUAUACAUCUGAUGAAUUGACUUUGUGUUUAAAAGAAUUGAUUGUAGCUUUAGGCCGGCAGAAGGCCAUUGUUGUUGGUCACGAUUGGGGUGGUAUUUUAGCCUGGUAUCUAGCUGGAAAUUAUCCUGAUGUUGUUGAUAAACUGGUUGUCAUGAAUGCUCCUCAUCCUGGUCAUUUUGAAAAAGUUUUGUUUUCCAGCCUAAAGCAAUUCCUCAUGUGUUGGUAUAUUUUUUUCUUCCAACUUCCCUUGCUGCCUGAAUUUGUCAUUCAAGGGCGAGAUAUGAUCAUUUUUGAUGAAGCUUUUAAGAAAGAUGGUCAACCAAUAUGGUCAAGUGAAGAAAUUGAAGCUUACAAAUAUACCUUCUCUCGACCUGGAGCAUUAACACCACCCAUAAAUUUCUACCGAGCAGCCAUGGCCAGAAUUGGAACUAACAUUGAAUCUAAAAACGUGCACAUCAGAGUUCCCACCUUAAUGGUGUGGGGAGAAAAAGACAAGGCUUUAAGUCUUCAACUCGCAACUGGGUGUGUCCGCUUUGUGGAUGACUUCACUCUGAGGAUUGUCGAGAAUGCUUCUCACUGGGUACAAACGGAACAACCAGAUGAAGUGAACAGACAUGUGUGGGAUUUCUUGAACAAAACACGGAACAAAUAACAUUCCAAUGAAUGAAAUUAAUUCAACAUUAACCAUGUGUGAAAUAGUUAUUGGUAUAAAUAAGAUUUUUUUUUGGCUUCACAUGUGAAUAUCAUUUGCUUAGAACUUUUCAGUCUGAUCUCUGUGAUUUUGUAACAUUCACAGAUCUUGGUUUCUCUUAUUAUGGUUACAGAAAUUAUUAGAAAACAUUUUUAGUUGAAUCUAGUUUGAAUUAAAACAAAAAGUGACUUUGGCCAUAGGUGUAAGAAAUGUUAACUAAAGGUUUCUUGUGUGAAUAGCGUGUACUUUUCAAGUUUUAUUUGUGAAUAAAUUUGUGGAUGUAUAUA